AUGCCUGUCCUUCUUACUGGCGGCACGGGCAAGACCUCCGUCCGUCUUGCCCGCUUCCUUCAGAAUGAAAACAUUCCCUUCCUGCUAGCCUCUCGUCGCGGUCUCUCCGCCGCCCCGUCCGGCAUGCCGGCCGUCCAAUUCGACUGGCUGGACCAGUCCACCUGGAAGGAACCUUUCCAGCACCGCUUUGCCGGGGGCGGCACCAUCUCGGCCAUCUAUCUCAUGGAACCCCUGGUCGCCGAGCCCUGGAAGCCCAUGAACGAGUUCAUAGACUAUGCGCGCAAGGAACAUGGGGUGAGCCGGUUUGUGCUGGUGGCGGGCAGCUCCGCGGAGCCGUCGCAGCCGGGCAUGGGGAUGGUGUGGCAGCAUUUCCUGGACACCGGAGUCGACUACUGCGUGCUUCGGCCCAGCUGGUUCAUGGAAAAUCUUUCCGACGAGGCUCCGAGCGCGGUCAUCCGCGAUCAGGGUAAAAUCUACACGGCAUGCGGCGAGGGCAAAAUCCCCUUUGUGAGUGCGAUUGACAUCGCGGCGGUCGCAUUCCGGGCCAUCACCGAUCCCCAAUCGCACAACUGCGACCACCGCGUGCUGGGCCCAGAGCUGCUGACCUACGACGAGGUGGCCCAGAAAUUGUCCGCCGCGCUGGGUCGCCGCAUCGAGCACGCCAAGCUGUCCGGGGACCAGCGGUACGACGGCCUGGUCCGCGUGGGGGUCUCGGACUACUUUGCUCGAUUCCUGACAAACUUGGAGACCGCGGCGGCGACUGGGUUUGAAACUCGCUUGAACGAUACCGUGGAGACCGUGACCGGCCGGCCCCCCCGAAGCCUGGAUCUUUUUGCACACGAGAAUCGAGGGGCGUGGCAGUCCGUGACUGAGGCUAGCGGGGCUCUGUCGGCGCCGCCGAAGAAGGUGGUCGCAACCACAGAUUUGCUCGCCGCCAUUGCGCCGCCAAAGAAACAAUCAAAAAUCCCGGCCAGCACGAGCAAAGCCAGGAAAGGUGCUGAGGAUGUUGACCCUGCUCCUGAGGCUCCUCAGGCUAACGAGCAAUCUGAAAAUGGUGGACCACUCCAGAAGCUCAUCCAUGACGAUCGAAUGGUCACCCAGCUUGACAGUGCAUACCUCGGGAGUGUUGUGGUGGAUAUUCGUGCUCUCUCACAUAAUGAACGUAACCAAGCCAUUGAUGAACGUUUCAUUGAGAAGCUUUCUGAGGCGUUCAAGUGUGGUGUUCGGCGUUUUGCACAGGAGGACCGCUUAAAAGUGACGACUACAAGCAAGAUGUUGGAGACAGUUUUGGCAGAUCAUGUUACAGAAACGACUACGCUCAUGGACCUCCACAAAUCCCUUACCAGAAAAACUAGUGAUCCUAAUGAAUUGAUUCACAUUCAAGUUUUGCCAGAAGGUACCACGUUUGAACUGCGAAAUGGACAGCAUCGGGUUUCAGCUAUGCUCAAGAUCCUUCAAGAGGCCAUUGAACGCACUGAUGCUGGGGAAGACAUCACACGACCUGAAGCCCAUGACUAUCUGUGGGCCAUCGACCUUUAUGAUGAUGACAAGAUGACAGAGGAUACCCUUGCUGCCCUGAUGGCCAAUCGUGAAGUCAUGCAUCAUUCAAACAGUGAUGGCUACAAUGCAGUCCAGAUACUCGGUCGGCUGGAGAGUGUGCCAGAGAAAGAGCGAGGAGAAAUUGUCAGAGGCUCAACUUUCUCUGACUGGGUGCAGACACUCUUUGGUCUGAAUCUCACACACACUGCCCGGAUGGGCUCUGUGAUCAGCCAUGAAGGCUUUCAGCCGUAUGUUUUUCGAUAUGGAAUGACACGAUAUGGAGAACGUCGCUUUACCUGGACCCUCGGAGGAAAAAUGGUUUCAUCAAAACUUGAUUUUAUCUGGUUUCAAGAGUUUGAUAAAUUUCUUGAGUUCACCACAAAGAUCUUCGGGCAUACCGCGCACCUCGUUCGAUGUGAGGACUGGGAGUUAAUCCUCAGUGUUGAGGCUGGUCGGCCAGACUACCCUCUUCGGCUCCUGUUUUAUCCACGCCGUGAGGACUAUUGGUUGAAUAACAAAAAGCGCAAGAAUCCUUGGCCUUUGCCUCCAAAUUAUCGGAAUGAGCAACUCCCGCGACUCUCAAGCCCCUACCAAACCAAUGACUAUUGCUUCGACUGGCGUCGCCCAGGGUUUCUCAAGGAUCUCAGUGAAGAAGAUUACCACUUCAUCUUUUCACGCCUAAUGGAGAAUCGAAAUCUCCCAUGUCCAUGCUGGAAUGAUUGGUGCAACCUGGAAAAAGCAGUUGACAAGGUCAAACGGAUUCUUCGCCACAUAGCUAUAUGGAUUGACCCAGACUGGACAUACCCUGCAGCAGCCUCGCAUGAUCUGAAGGACUUCCAAUGGGACUUGGAGAUCCAAGACCUUCUUUUCGGAGACAAGAAUUUUGAUCGUCCAUUUUCUCUGGAUGCUGACCGUCUUCGGUUAGCUCAUAAUUUCAUCGAUGAGCUUGUGAGACAGGUCCAAACUGACAGCUUCUGGAAGGACCCAAAACUCAAUGACCUACUCAAACCACCCCCUGAUACCCUUGCAAGUGCAUCACACUCAGCUGCAUAUUUUGAGCGUUUCCUCCACCCGAAUUGGGCUGCAAUUAUACAGCAUGUUGUCAAGUCUGCCGGCCCGGUUCUGACCAAUGCGAUGAGCGCGUAUAAUGGUCUGGGCUUUUUAAUCUCCAAUCAGAUGCCAUACUCACCGUGGGGCCCGGUGAUUGGCCGCACGCUUAAACAGAAUCAAGCAGUUUGCCGAACUCCCUCAAUGCUCAACAAGAAUGAGGAGGAAGACUUGGUCCAGCAAGGUGAAAUUUUUGGUGCCCUCUGGCACUACCGAUCCCUCAAAAGCAAGAUGCUGGAAACGAUCAGUUGGGGGCUUAAGGGCGGGAAGAAGCGACCAGAGAAUCUGAUUGGAUGUGAGGCGGAAUAUGAGGCGGCUGUGGUUGUUCUCAAGGACCAGGCACAAGUGCUUGAACGGUACGGCUAUACACACGCAAUCGAUAAUUUUUCCGAAGAUUUGAGUGCAUUUUCUUUGGAUCGUUCAGAACCGGCCGCGAUCACUAUCAAGGAGACUCCUGGCUUCCUAAAAUGUCGGCCGAAGAUGUUCACAAGCCAAGCAGAGGAGAUCCAAGCAAAGAUCAAGGAGCACAACCGAUCUAUUCAGAAGAAUAGUGUGAUCAGACAGUCAGAGACCCAGAAGCGCAAGCGAAAUGAGACAGAGGAUGUAGAACCAGGAGAGGGUGUGGAACCGGAAGAGAACACAGAGGCAACUGACAACGAAAAUUAA
Aspergillus chevalieri is the source of this 3312-nucleotide messenger RNA. RefSeq names its product fgaFS/easG family protein. NCBI's taxonomy places the organism in Eukaryota, Fungi, Ascomycota, Eurotiomycetes, Eurotiales, Aspergillaceae. The transcript is spliced from 10 exons. The record is from RefSeq and is a predicted model, not a curated record. Bases 1 to 3312 code for a protein of 1103 amino acids.